Molecule: messenger RNA, 6274 nt
Organism: Astyanax mexicanus (Mexican tetra)
Lineage: Eukaryota; Metazoa; Chordata; Actinopteri; Characiformes; Acestrorhamphidae
Gene: shda
Product: Src homology 2 domain containing transforming protein D, a
Exons: 8
Coding region: 251-1459 (402 amino acids)
Molecular function (GO): phosphotyrosine residue binding
Source: RefSeq, a predicted model, not a curated record
AGAGGGAGAGAGAAGUAGCCUGUGGGCUUUUCUCCUACAACUGAACUGAACUCAGUGCUGACUGCUCUGAUUUAACCAGCUGGCUGCCAUCUCUCCCUCUCUCUGUGUCUCUGCUGGCUUCCACAUUAGGAUUAGGCAGCCUCUGCUGCGGAGGGGAGAUGGGCUCCAGGUCUGAUUUUUAGCGUGUUUUCCUGGGAAAGUCCUCUGGAGAAAACCACAAAGAAGAGGAGUAAGAUAUUCUAAGGCAUCAAUGAUUGGGGCAUAUGAAAGACCCAUGGCAAAGUGGUUGAAAGAUUACCUAAGUUUUGGCAGCAGGAAAGGACCUCCGCAGCCGCCCAAACCAGACUACACAGAAAGCGAAAUACUCCGGGCUUACCGCGUUCAAAAAGAACUGGACUUUGAAGACCCCUACGAACCUUCAGAGAACCGGGCUCAGAACGGUCAAGCCACUGCCGAUCCGUUCCCUGCUUUUGGAACUGUUCUGCCUAACGGCGUGGAGGUCAAGAUCGUUUCUCCUAAACACAGACUGAUAAAAGUGGAAUCUCAGGAAUUUGGACGCUGCAAGAUCCCAUUAAGCAUUGUGUCAUUCGAGGAGCCCCAUGCGCCUGUGGUUCCUUCUGCUCCAGCAGUGGGGGACACAGAUUAUUCGGACCCAUUUGACGCUCGUCCAGACCCGCGGGCCCAUCCAGGCUGGGAUCACAGCUCUGUGGAGAACAGCAGCAGCUACAUGGAGCCCUUUGAAGCUCAGAGAGUCAUUACUGAGCUGCAGCACAGUUCGGAGCGUGGCCGAUCUGGUUCAAGAGGCAGCCCUCAGCUGUACGACAGUCCGUACGAGGAGAGAAGCCGGCGAUGGGGCGCUCCAGCAGAGGAUGAGAGAGAGAGCCGAUUGCCCCAGGAUGAUGAGAGGCCUGCCGAUGAGUACGACCAGCCCUGGGAGUGGAAGAAGGAGAACAUCUCCAAAGCCUUUGCUGUUCAGUUUGAAGGGGGUGACUGGGACCGGUCCACAUUGCCCCAUGUGGAGCAACAGAGGAGACCCGGAGCUUCCAGAACCAGCCCUCCUUCAAGCAAGGCUACCAGCCUCCGCAAAGCCAGCGACCCUCACACCAUUCUGGGAGAGAGAGUGGAUCCCACCCUACCCCUGGACCAGCAAGUGUGGUACCAUGGUGCUCUGACACGUUCUGAUGCGGAGUCUCUGCUGACACUGUGUAAAGAGUGCAGCUACCUGGUGAGGAACAGUCAAACCAGCAGAAACGACUACUCUCUCUCCCUCAGGAGCUGCCAUGGCUUCAUGCAUAUGAAGUUUUCUCUGUCUCGUGAUGGAAAGUACAUCCUCGGUGAGAACAGUCCUCCAUUCGACACCAUACCAGAAGUCAUCCACUACUACACCACCCACAAGCUGCCCAUCCGUGGAGCAGAACACCUCUCCCUGCUCUUCCCUGUGGUGGUCCAGACGCUCUGAUAACAAACUGGCUUGCACACGCAUGCACACACACACAAACACACAAAUACACAUAAACAGGCCUGGACUCAUGCUUGCUUACACACACAGAUAUAUAAAUAUAUGCACACUCAGGGCCUGAUUUUGAUCGACUCUCAGUAGCGCUUUGUAUUUGAUCAGAAGUGUAGAACUUUUGUGUGGGUUUGUAGUAUUAGCCACUGCUGAUCUGUCAGUAUUUGAUUUGAAUCUGUUCCCAAUGGAGUGCCAUUGCUGUGCAGUUUUUAGUAUUAUAAAGUGAUUAUAUGAAUGUGGGGGCUGAAGCUGUUAGGCUAUUUUUAAGCUCUUUUGAAGUGUAUGAAACUACAAGCUUUUAAGAGCUUUGAUGAGAGAGGGCUGCUCUUCUUAUUUUCACUUGCCCAAAAUGUUAACAAUAGUAUCUUUAGAACAUGGGCUAGGCUGACCUGGAAGGGGAUUGCCACCUAUUCUCUGCUGUUCUAUUUGAAAUAAUACACUUAUACACAGAUUUUUUUUUUUUUGCUGAUGUUUAAACUGCCUCAUAUAUCCUCAAGCUGUAAGACUUUGUACUGUACCUUUAGAAUCUAUGCUUUAUUGGAAAAGUCCUGCCAAAGUACACUCUAUGGAUAAAAAGAGGGAUGCACUAAAUAUUUGGCAGCCAAAAUGAUACGUUCAACAUAAAUUAAAAGACAAUGAUUUUCAGUUUGCUUUAAAAAGCCACAAAAAAUAGUGAAAAAAUAAUGUCACAAAAGUGGCAAGAUUAAUAAAGAUAAAGAUAGAUAUUAGGUAUUUAGCAAUGUAUCAUGUUUCAUUUUGUUCGGUUUCAGUUUUUGCCAAAAUGUUCAAUUUAGUGCUGUUUGGGAUAGAGGCAAGUACGACAUCCUAUUAUAAAGCAUCCAUUAGCAUUAAUAUAAAGUUAAUCUCCUGGCUCGCAAUCUCUGUUCUAGUUAUCUAUUCCAAAGGUGUUCUGUGGGAUCGAGGGCAACCCUUGAAAAACAACCCCAUAACUUUACCAUUAUCCCUCCUCAACCAAACUUUAUAGUUGGCAUAGUGCAGCCAGGCAGUUGACAUUCUCCUGGCAUUCAGACCUUUGGCUAUAUAGUGUAUGAACAGACUUAAAGCUCACCUUCCGCAAAAAUCCGAUUUUUUUGUUUUUUGUGGAAUACAGUAGGUCUCUCCGAGUUGAAUGUGAACACCUGCACAUUAAACUGUUUUACAGCCCCCAUUGUCUGCAGGAGCUAAGCAAAGAAAUCCCCCCUCCCCCCCUCCGAAAAACGGGUGAAUUUUGAAUUAUCUUUCUGCCUACGUAGGCAGAAACUCACAGACCAGCCCACCUUGGCUCGAGAAACUCCCAGAGGCGGAGCUGAAGCGACGCAACAUCACCGCUCAUCAGUUAGGAGGUGGGAGGCAGUGAGCGGCAGAGCGGUGGAGGGGCGUCGCAGUGCUCCUAGCCAAUCAGAGGAGAGAUAUUUGCAUGCUGUUUGCAUGUAUGAAUAUUCAUGAGCAAAGCUGGAAUCCGGUCAUUUUGGACACACCCCUAAAACAGUCCAUUAAAAAAGAGCUAUACAGAGACACCUGAGCACUUUUUUUUUUACAAAAACGGCUCACAUGUCAUUCAUUCAUACUAGAGACCACAACUAGACAUUUUAAAAUGAAAGAAAAAACGACGGAAGGUGACCUUUAAAAUGAAUGAUAGAAUAAUUAGAAAUUACAAAUACAUACUGCUCACCAUGUACAGUACAGGCCAAAAGUUUGGACACACCUUCCCAUUCAAUGCAUUUUCUUUAUUUUCAUGACAAUUUACAUUGUAGAUUCUCAUUGAAGGAAUCAAAACUAUGAAUGAACACAUGUGGAGUUUUAUGUUCUUAACAAAAAAUGACCUGGCCUCCACAGUCACCAGACCUGAACCCAAUCCAGAUGGUUUGGAGUGAGCUGGACCACAGAGUGAAGAAGGCAAAGGGGCAACAAGUGCUAAACACCUCUGGGAACUCCUUCCUUCAAGACUGUUGGAAAACCAUUUCAGGUGAUCAUCUCUUGAAGCUCAUUGAGAGAAUGAUGCCAAGAGUGUGCAAAGCAGUAAUCAGAGCAAAGGGUGCCUGUUUUGAAGAAACUAGAAUAUAUGUAUAUUUUUUGUUAUUUAUCCUUUUUUUGUUAAGUACAUAAAACUCCACAUGUGUUCAUUCAUAGUUUUGAUGCCUUUCAGUGAGAAUCUACAAUGUAAAUAGUCAUGAAAAUAAAGAAAACGGAAAAAGAGUACUUUAUUAGGAAGACUUGUACACCACUUUAUGAGAUUAUCCAGCCAUCCAAUUAUGUGGCACCAGUCAUCAAGUCAUCAAAUCUUGCAGAUACAGACCAGGGAGUGUUAGUGUCAUGUUUACAUCAGCUUUGAGUAGUUUUAAGCAUCAAAGCGUUAUGACCGCGUCAUUUCUGCAAAUAGAAACAGCUUGUGUAUGAUCUAAACAUGACUUGUUGAGGUUCAAGCCGACAGAAAGGCUACAGUAGCUCAUAACCACUCUGUACAACUGUUGUGAGCAGGAACGCCUCUGAGAAUAAUGGGUUCUGUUUUAUAUAGACAAAAACAGAAUGCUGAGGCUGUAGUUUACAGAUGCUCAUUACAGCUGGACAGUUGAAGAUAAAGCGAGAGACAUAGCCCGGUCUGAUGGAUCUCAGGUUUCUGCACACAGAUGGUUGGGUCGGGUGUUGUUGGCACAAAUCCAUGAACCCGCUCUGUCUUAUCAGUCCAAACCACAAAGAAUUGAGGCUGUUUUGUGAGCAAAAGGACGCAUUACCCAUUAUUAGUGCCAUCUUGUUACGUAUUGUUGUGAAGGGCAGCAAUUAUCAAAGCCAAAUCUAGUGGUGUAAUAAUGUGGUAUGCCUUCUAUUUCUUUGCCAUCAGUAAGAACUAUCUUUUAAGGGUCUUUACAGCCAUCUUGGCAAAAGAUGAUAUCUUAUCUUAUUAUGAAGGAAUGCUCUCAUGUAAUUCAGUCUAAUCUAUAUCCUAUUGAUCUGUGAUGUGUCUGCCCAUUGUCUUCUGUUUCACUCGCUGUCUUAGAUAUGGGCCCAGAAGCUAGUGUUGGAUGGCAAUGCUAUUCAAAAGGAUGAUAUAAGUUACCAGAAAGAAGAAAUGAUGUAAGAAAUUAUGCUGAUAUGGGCAACUCAUGGUAAUAUUUGUUGGAAGAGGUGGAGUGUUGAUGGCGUUUCAAGUUGAAGAUAGGUCUACUGAUAUGGCUGGUAAUGACAUAGCGACCGUCAGUGUCUUCAAGGCAAACUCUUGAGACAUCAGCAUUAUGUGGACGAGCAUUGUCCUGCUGGAAUAGUGUACUGGAAUGAGCAAGUACCUGGAAUGAAGACAAGAAGGUCAUAUGGCAUAAUACAGAAUUGUGCCAGACAAGUUGCCCAACAGGUCAACAAGUUUUCUGUCGUAUUCCAGGGCCUCAGAAUUUGUCACUAAUCUGUACAGAACAGUACACUAUAGAAUCAGCAGAUUGAGAUUAGGCUAAACAGCAGUGAAGUAUGUUAAGAAAAUUGUGCAGCAACAAUGGAAUGUGCAGAAUUUCUUCCCCUGGAGCAGCUGACCAGCCAAGAGCAGCUCUGAUUGUGCCCGGAGCCAGUGACUCAGACACGAGUCUGGUGAGAGAGAGAGGUGAAAACAGGAAGAGAAAGCCCUCGCCUCUCCACAGCCAAGCUCUUUCCACUUGGCCGACCAUGUCCUCUCUGCCCCAGCAACUUCGAUUCUUUCUGGCAGGAGAGAGGAAGCCGCCCUUUCCACAGGGACCGUGUCGGGACCAGUCACUUUUCGCAGCUGAAAAAAUGUGCACUGCUUUAUUAGAAACUACUGAACUCUCUCAAGCACACUUUAACACUUUUCCUCUCUUUGUGAUUGUAGGAUUUACAGUAGCUAGUUGACAUUCUUUGUAAAUAGAAGCAAUAGAGAUACUUUUUGGGGUGGGGAUUGAGAAUCAAUGAAUAUACAAAUACUUUAUAUCCUUAAAUUACAAGAAUGAACAAACAAACAACUAUGAAUUGUGUCCUGCUUAACAGAUCUGUUUUAUUAGGUUGAAUGAAAAGUCCCUCCUGUUAGUUUCAACUUAUAUAGGAAAUUAAUUGAAUUGAAUUUAGGUUAGAUUUGAAGCCCCCCAGUAAGGAAUGGGCAAAUGACUGUAGUAAACUUUAGUUUUGGGUGCUUUGCUAUUAGAAGGCCAGCUAGUUCUGAAGAUUUGAUUGGAGCAGGAAAAAUAAAAGACUGUUCACAUUACUAGGCUUUGACUCAGAUUUUAGUCACUUUUUAUGUGGUUCAGUAUCAGAUGUGUGUCUGAUUCAUGAGUAUGUGACGGACUUAAUGCAUCUAUUUCGCCUAUGCCUUUUCAAUAUGUUUAUGUUACCAGGUUAGACUGACUCUAAUCCGACUUUUUUUCCCUUGAUGUGGUACCGAUCAGAUUUUUUCAGAGCUGUGUGGACAUGUCAAAUCUAAUCUUUUCAAGUUAGAUUUGAGUCACUUUCUUAUGUGUUUCUGAUUCGUGGGCAUGCGACAUGAGUAUAAAUGAGUAUCAGCUGGGAUUUCAAGCGUCGUUUUUACCUGUACGCAUGCACUUAGUGCUGGCCUCAUCGGCCGUCAACAGUGUUAUGCCAUUUUAGUCCCGUCCGGACUCACCUCUCUGAGUUUUCAUCUUGCAUUUAAUAAAACAGCUAUUUGUCCACUGCUAUGCACCAUAAUUACAUUUAUGUAAACACAACAGUGAAUGGAAAUGGAGGAGCUACUGAACAUGAUGGCAUGUGACCAAAAAGCCAAAAAACUUUUUUUUUUUUUUUUUUUUUUUUUUU